Tachysurus fulvidraco (yellow catfish) is the source of this 2338-nucleotide messenger RNA. Its product is annotated as natural killer cell receptor 2B4-like. Bases 1315 to 2265 code for a protein of 316 amino acids. The transcript is spliced from 6 exons. The record is from RefSeq and is a predicted model, not a curated record. Lineage: Eukaryota; Metazoa; Chordata; Actinopteri; Siluriformes; Bagridae.
AAUCUCAGGCCCUCCUGCACUCUAUCAGGUCUUUUGUUUUUGUAUUCUUAAUCUUUAAGUCGUCGUCAUCAGUUAGUGUCUGUUGUUCAGCCCUGUUCUGCUUAUUAAAUAUCACUAGUCUGUGUUUAGACACAUUUAUUGUCUGUGGAUUAUAGGGCUGUCCUUACUAAAGCCCAGGAAUAUUCCUGUCUCACAUCUAGGGUACAGUUUCUAUUAACCAUGUUUGUACACACAGCAUUUUGAUCCGAAAUCCCACAUCUUUGUAAGAUACAGAGUUUGACCACAAGGUGGAAGCAGAGCAUAAAGUAAAUCAUGAUCAGACAUCCAGGCAUUUUAUUUGCGAAUCUUCCAGAAGUUUCUAGUCACGUGCUGAAUCCAAACAAACGGAUCUUUUUAAAUGAAUCUUUGAAGUGAAUCGGAUCUACGAGAGUCAUUUAAAGACAUUUCUUCAUCAUAUUGAACAAAGCUUAUUAUUUAUUUGCACUAUUUAGUGUCAACCAGAAGUUUCCCUUAGAAUCUGUUUUUUCCUUCCUUUUACCUAAACAAUGAUCAGCUAAUUAGACACAGAUUCACAUUUAACACACAUGUUUUUAAUGAACAACCACAAAAGACACACAAAACUAUUAGCAGAGGACAGAAAUAACAAACAGUGACUGUUGUGCUAGUUAUUGUAGAGGUUUGUGGUUUGUUCUCAGUGUUCAGCUCUCCAUCUCACACAGUAAAGGGGAAGUGGUGAUGGACGACUACACUGUAAAGUCAUUCCUUCAUACUUUUACACAAGGCCUGUGAAAUUUCUAAAGUACUAAAAUCUGCAAAAUCUAAUCGAAAUGUUAAGGCAAAGACACAAAUCUCUGGAAGUAGAUCAUAUAAAAUAUUAUUAUACUCAUUUAAAAUUUCACAUGUAAGAAUGAAACCUGUGACAUCAUGGCUCCCUGAGGGUGUACAAACUUAUGAUCACUUCAGUCUUCAGUUCUAAUGCACUUUACUGAAAUUACACUCUUACUUGUUAGAAUUCUUAGAUCUUGUAAAUGUAAUUUAAUCAAACAAAGAGGAGAGAAUUUUAAACCUUAUUUCCACUAAAUAGAUCUAAAAAAGUUGUUUCAUACCAAUCACACGUCUCCAUUGGUGAGAGAAAAGUGUGUAGUGAGCGUGUAGAGACUGAACACACUGAGACAGGACUUCCGCCCAGCGCUCUGAUGAAUGUGGGACAGUAAAGACGCUAAACUAACAGUAAGGGAAGGUCGUGAACAGCAGCAACACAACUGCACUGAACACAACGUUCUUCACUGAUAAUGACGUCGUGGAGAAACAGAAAUGCUGGUGAAUAUUGUAGCAGAAAUCAGGACUCUCAGGACUCUUCUUCUCCUGCUGUGCUGUUUACUGUGUGAAGCUGGAGACGAGACGGUCACACUGCAGGAAGUGGAAGGAACCACUAUAACUCUCCAUACUGGGAUAACUAGGAUUCAGAGUGAUGCUCGUAUUCAGUGUUUUUAUGGACCUGAGAAAAUAGAGGAAAAGAUAUUGAAGAGUCAGGUGUUUAAAGGAGAAACUGUUACAGACAUCAGUGAGAGAUUUAAAGAGCGACUGCAGCUGGACAGAAUUAGUGGAGCUUUAACCAUCAGGAACAUCAGCAGAACUGAUUCUGGAGUUUAUUCGUUACACAUCAUCACUGAACAUCUCUCAUCAAGGACUUUCAGUGUCAGUGUUUAUGCUCCAGUAUCAACUCCAGUAAUAAUAAAUGAAAGAGGAAAGCCAAGUGUGAUUUCCACAGAAUCGUGUUUCCUCCUGUGUUCUGUGGAGAAUGGAGAAGAUGUGAAGUUAUCCUGGUACAGAGAGAAUGAGAGAAUCUCCAUCACCAAUAACACAGAUCUCAGUGUUCCCCUCAAUCUCCCACUUCAAAUACAACACAAUGACAUUAACACUUACAUCUGUGUGUCUGCAAACCCUGUCAGCAAUAAAACAACUUCUCUCAUCAUCACACAGCUCUGUGACGUCUCAGACAAAUCUGAUGAUUCUCCUUCACUGCUUCCUGUCCUGAUAUCAGCUGGAGUUUUCCUGCUACUAAUACUAACAGGAUUUGUGUGGAUUUGGCUAAAAAGGAAAAACAACAAGCUCCUAAAGAAACUUGAGGAAGUGACUUUCACUGAGGUGACAAUUACAGCUCACAGUGCAGAGAGAGUUAAAAAGGAAGAAAAGUCCAGAAUACCAGAUGGUCAAGAGCUGAAUACCUUCGUGAUGUACUCAGCUGUGGAGACACUGACAUAAUUCAGUACAUAUUUAUUUAUCAAAAAGAACUUUACAUGAUAAUUAAUUAAUUUCUUUUAUAGGUCACUGAUCU